Messenger RNA from Rangifer tarandus platyrhynchus (Svalbard reindeer), 489 nucleotides. The record is from the annotation of a GenBank genome assembly. Lineage: Eukaryota; Metazoa; Chordata; Mammalia; Artiodactyla; Cervidae.
AUGGAGGCGCCCGCGGCUGCUAGCCGCCCGCCGGGAGCUGCCCUGGGGCCCCGGGGACAGAGUGGUGACUCUGCCCGAGGCAGUGGCGCCUCGCCCCCUUGGGGCCCGGGAACAAAGCGCGUCCUCCCCCAUCUCGGGAGUGCGCUGCGAGACCUUCAGGCGCCCCGGACCCGGAGGGCGAAUCUGCUGGCCCCCAACCUCUGGGGAUCGGACCCCAGGGGUCGGGGUGACAGCUGCGUGCUACCGAGCUACCUUUUGGCCCCCCGAAGAUCACUCCCGCGCUCCCCAUCCCUACCCCCCAUCCCGGAGGUGUCUCUGAGGCCGGGGGACGACCAGAUGGCCCCAUUUAAAAGGAUCGUCCCCUUUUGUUGGGGGGCCGAAGCAGCGCCCAGGCCAAUUUACAUAGGAAAAUGGGGUUUGUGUCCCCAAUUCAGGGCGGUGCCCCGACAGCUGGUGGUUCUGUCAUCGUGUCAGAACCCCACAGCGUGA